CCUAGCCCAGGAACUUUCACAUGCAGUGAGUGUGGCCAAAAUAGAAAUUAGUGCAGCAAAGAAGGGUAGCAGGAACUGGACAGAGGGUAGCCUUAAGCCACAUGACACUUGUGUGAAUGAACCAGAGUAGCAGUAGAUUCAGCAAGGCACACAGCUGUGAAAAAUAGUGCAAGGGCAGAAUCACAUGGAAUUUUAGAAACAGGUAACCUAACUGUGUUACUGUAUGUGGGGUGGUUACAAGUUAUAUAGCGCAGGCGUUCUGUGUGCAGUGUCAACGUCUGCAUGGCUGUGUGUUGAUGCUUUCAUUCAUUCUUCAAGGGAAUAUACCAGUUUGACGAAGUUGUCUAGGAAGGGGAUGUUCAGGUCAAGAUAUUUGUAGCAUUUUGGAGUUUGAGCUCAAGUGGUAGAAGGAAUGCUUUCCAGUGCAGAAGUCUGGUUAAGACUGGGCAAACUUAGUAAUGUAGAUUAGGUCUUAAAGCAAGUCUUGAUAAGAAAACUGUUGACCAGCAGCAAGGGACCUCUUUGCCCAGGGAAGUAAUCUUUUCUGAUAGAACUCUUUGCCCAAAGGAGCAAGCAGUUCAGUUGAUUAAUUGUUCUUAAGAAUUUCCUGAUGGAAACAGUGAAGUUAUUUAUUGUUGUAGUGCUUUAUCUUGCCUAGGAUAAACAAUCUGUCCCAGUUUGCCAGGCACCAAGGGGGUCCUUGAGAUGCAGGACUUUACAUUUUAAAACAAGAACAACAAUUUAGUUAACUGUGAUUUUGAAAACCAUUUUUUAACAGAAAGUAUGGUAGGUUGAAUAACAUCCCCUGCCCCCACACCACCCCAGAGAGCUUGGAUCCUCAUCCCUUGAACCUGUGAAUAUGUUACAUUAUAUGGCAAAGAGACUUGACUGAUGUGAUUAAGUUAAGGACUUUGAGAUGGGGAGAUUAUCCCUUAUUAUGUGUGGGGCCUGAUGUAAUUAUAAAGGUUCCUAUAAGAGGGAGGCAACAUCACCAUGCAAACAGGAGGAGAAAAGGCUAUGUUGAUGUGAGCUCCUGGGCCAACCAAUGUGAGUGGCCUCUGGAAGCUGGAAAAGACAAGGAAACAGGAACUCCCUGGAGCCUCUGAAAGGAACCAGCAGGCUGACACCUUAAUUUUUGCCCCAUAAGACUCAUUUUGGACUUCUCACCUUCAGAACUGCAAGUGAAUGAGUUUGUGUUGUUUUAAGCCACUAAAUAUGUGCUAAUUUGUUAUAGCAUCAAUAGGAAACUAAUACAGAAAGUAUCUGGGGAAUGAACAGCUGUAUCAUGCUCCCUUUUGUCAUGAUUUCUGGUUGCUUUUAUGAGCAAAGCUUGUCUUACCUAGCAACAGUUGCUAGGUAAGUUAGCAAUUUAAUCUAGAGUCCAGGAGGGAGCAACUCCAAAUUCAGUGCCCAGAUCUUCUAUGGCAGAGGCUUUCAGUAACUUUCUUUACCAUUAGGCACAUAGCCACUACCUAAUCAUGGCAAAUCAUGUAUUCCUUAUAAGCCUCUAGCAUCAUCCUCAAACCUUGAACCUCUUCCAGCUUUCUCAAACUUCUAGCUUUUUAAAAAACUUUUUUUAAUCCUAAGAGUGUUUUAACUGUACAUAGUAAAAGACAUCUUCAGUUUAAUUAUGAUCGGAAAUCCAAAUUACACAAGCUUUGUUUGCUGUGCUGUUUGUAAUAAAAUAAUUCCACCAGCCCCAUUUGGGGAAACCUUCAAGCGGAUCCAUGAAUACAAGCCAUUUAAGACACGCUUUUACACUCACAAGGACAUACUGGAUAUUGGGACAGAUAUUCUGAAUAAGGAAGAGCAGUUUCAGGAAGCUGUCCUCAAAGAACGGAUUGCAGAAGCAGAAGCUGACAUUUGGGCAAAGGCUGAUGAACGUCAGAGACAAGCAGUGAAGAAAGCCCUCGAUGAAGCAAAUGACAUGCACAAAAUGAAAAUUCAGAUUUUGAAAGAACAUCAUCAAAAAGACUUGCAGGACAUGGCAGCUAAAACCAAGAUCGAGUUGCAUCAAAACAUGGAGGACGAGCUGCAGCGCGAGCGCCUGGCUGCCGAGCAGCGCAUGGUCCACAGGAUCCAGAGGGUCAUGAUGGAGUGCCACCGCGAGAAGGUCCAGGCCGUGGAGGAAGCCCGGGCAGAGGAGAGGCGCAAGGCUCAGGAGGCCAUCCAGGCCCAGAGAAGAGAGGCCAUGGAAGAACUUUUGAGUGCUGGUGUCACAGUUAUGAAGGAUCAGAAGAAGAGUGUGAGCCAAAUGAUAAAGGAAAAAGAACAUGAAAUAAACAUCUACUAUAGCAUGGCUCAGCGGCAGAAGCAGGAAGAGGUUCAGGAAGUGCUUCAAGAAGCUGAGAAGACACACCAGGCCAAGCUUGGGAAUGUGAUGGAUAAACUGGUUAACACUCAGGGGGAGCUGCUGACCAUAGCGAAGCAACUGGGAAUUAUGACAAAUUGGAAAGAUUUCCUGGAGGAGGAGUUACAAGAAACGAGGGCAGCAUUUCAAAAAUACAUCAAUUACACAUUUCCUAAGCUCUCACCGGGACAGGCAGAUUUCAUGCUGCCAGAAAGAAAGAAAACACCUUCUAAUCUUAUUAUUCAGGAGAACGAAACCACUCUUAAUUAGAAGUCUUCAUCUGAAAUUUUACUACAAAAGCCAUUGUUCUAAAGACUAAAUAAAUUCACUCAAAAACCAUUUAUGGACCCCUGGUUAUAUGCAGGGUACUAUUGAGCUGUACGCACCUGAAUGGAAAACCAGAACAUUCAAAAGCACAUUCCAGGCUACAAUGAGUUCUCAGACUAACUGAGGAGGGAUAACAGUGAGAGGGGUCAAAACUGAUCAGGAGGGGAAGAAAUUUCUUGGAAGAAGUCUAGAGGAACUUCUAUAUCUGGCUUUACUCAUGUUUACAUCAGAUGUGUAACUAUUUUAAUAUCGGUUGCAGUUAAAGCCAAGUAAAGAGACUUGUGCUCAAAUUGUUCCCAUGGUUGGAGGGGUGUGCCGAUUUCCAGUACUUACAGUAAUCCAAUCUGGAGAUUAUUAUUUGGUGAACUGCAACAGCAUUGCAGGGGGAAAAAACAAAAGCACUAUUUCUCAAAUUCAAUAGGAUAAAGCUUAAACCCUGGGAACCCUAUAUAAAAAAUAAUUCAGAAAGAACUCACUUAUAUUUGCCAUUCGUGAGAGAAAAAUACGUCCUUAGAGGUCAAAUUCCCUGCCUUUAUGUUUAUACCCAAGCCCAGGAGUGCUCUGAACUCAUCUCCUUUGGGUCAGAAUGCAGAAAAGCAUUAGGUACCCCAAUGCUUGGGAUCAACACAUGUCAGCGUCUACUAAACUAAAAUGGAAAAGAAUCCAGGCCAUAAAGUCUUCUCCAAAAAAAAAAAAAAAUCUAUCCAUGUUAAUGUAACAACCUUAAUUUAUUAAUCA
Molecule: messenger RNA, 3415 nt
Organism: Phacochoerus africanus (Common warthog)
Lineage: Eukaryota; Metazoa; Chordata; Mammalia; Artiodactyla; Suidae
Gene: C2H6orf163
Product: chromosome 2 C6orf163 homolog
Exons: 5
Coding region: 1631-2620 (329 amino acids)
Source: RefSeq, a predicted model, not a curated record